AUGUGUAGCCGCUAUCCGCAUCUGCGUGGCUUACCAAUAGAUAGUUACGAGAAGAUAUCGCCAAAGCUUUUGAUUGGUCUUGACAACUUGAAGCUCACGGUGCCUCUGAAGAUAAGAGAAGGAAAGUGGGCAGAUCCGAUAGCUGCCAAGAGCCGUAUUGGAUGGAGCAUUUACGGAUGUGCGAUGGCACCAACAACAACAGUCGUAUGUGGGCUUCAUUUUGGAGGAUGGACCGAUCAAGAGCAAGAGCUCAACCAAUUAGUUCGUGACUAUAUAACAUUGGAUAAUGCCGGCGUAACUCACACUACUGCCUUAUUGGAGUCUGAUGAAAACAAGCGCGCAAGAAUGCUGCUGGAGACAACUACCAGCAGAGUAGGUGAAGCAUUUGAAACUGGACUCCUGUGGAAGAUGGAUCAAGUUCGAUUUCCUAGCAGUUACGGCAUGGCAUACAGACGAUUGUGUUCAUUGGAAAGACGACUGCAAAGGGAUCCAGCUCUGUAUGAACGAGUUAGGCUGCUGAUACGGGACUACGAGGUGAAGCAGUACGCCCAUAGGGCAACGCAGUACGAACUAUCCUCCACCAAUCCGGAUCAGUGUUGGUAUCUACCAUUGGGAAUUGUAAUAAAUCCUAAGAAGCCUGAAAAGUUGAGGAUAAUCUGGGACGCUGCAGCUACAGUGGACGGCAUAUCUCUAAAUUCAGCCCUAUUGAAGGGACCAGAUUUCUUAACAUCGCUGCCGGGAGUAAUUGGAAAAUUUCGCAUGUAUCGGUACGCGCUUACCGGUGAUAUCAGGGAAAUGUUCCAUCGAUUUUUCAUCCGCCCUCAAGAUCGUCAGUUCCAGAGAUUUUUAUUCCGGGACCAUCCACAUCAAAAUCCAGUAAUUUAUGUCAUGGACGUGGCAAUCUUUGGUGCUUCCUGUUCACCUAGCAGCGCUCAAUUUAUUAAAAAUCUAAACGCCAAAGACUUCGAAGUGAAAUAUCCUCGAGCAGCAGCUGCCAUUGUCCAUCGUCACUACGUGGACGAUUAUCUAGACAGCUUCGGAACGGUAGCUGAGGCAGUGAAGAUUGGUAAGGAGGUGAAAGCAAUUCACGCAGCUGGUGGAUUCGAAAUCAGGAAUUUCUUAUCCAACGAUACAAUGAUUGCAGCACAAGUGGGUGAAGAAUCAUCAGAAACAAUGAAGACUAUUUGUGUGGAGAAGAAUGAACGGAUUGAAUCUGUAUUGGGAAUGAAAUGGUUACCUGUUAGCGAUAUCUUUACAUUCAACCUUUCUUUAAGAGACAACAUGUUACGCGUUCUCGACAAGGCAUACAUUCCCACAAAACGAGAAGUCCUGCGCUUUGUAAUGACCUUUUUCGACCCGAUGGGAUUGAUUGCUUUCUUCCUGAUCCACGGACGCAUUCUAAUGCAGAACAUCUGGUCGAUUGGAAUUGGUUGGGAUGACCCUAUCAGCGAAACAAUCUGGGUGCAAUGGAAAAAAUGGAUCGAUUUGAUUCCGGAGCUAAGUACUCUGCGUAUCCCCCGUUGUUAUUUCCGCGACGCUGUAGAAAGCAUGUAUUCCCAGUUGCAAGUCCACGUGUUUGUCGAUGCAAGUCAGUAUGCCUACGCAUGCGCGGUGUACUUCAGAGUGGAAACAUCUAGAGGUCCAGCGGUAAGCCUUGUAGCAGCGAAAUCAAAAGUUGCACCGCUGAAGAUGCUGACGAUACCACGGCUUGAAUUACAAGCAGCAGUUUUGGGAUCCCGUCUACUCAAUACUGUAAUUUCCAUGCAUGCAAUCCCAGUAACCAAGCGUGUAUUAUGGUCCGAUUCAAAUACUGUUCUCGCCUGGAUUCGUUCCGACCAGCGACGGUAUCAUCAAUACGUCGGGUUUCGGAUCGGUGAAAUUCUUUCGAUGACGGAUGUCACAGAAUGGAGGAAGGUUCCUGGAGAGCAGAAUGUAGCCGAUGAUGCGACCAAGUGGGGAAAGGGUCCGCAUAUCAGUUUCGACAGUCGGUGGUUUCGUGGACCGGAUUUCCUCAGAGAAGCAGAAGAGUUCUGGCCUGGAGGGUACGAUCGUAUUGAUCCGACGGAUGAGGAGCUGAUAUCUUGUAAUAUUCAUACGACUGUCCAAACCCAGCUGAUAGAUGUUGGCAGAUUCGAAUACUCAACGGUCUAG
Messenger RNA from Armigeres subalbatus, 2151 nucleotides. RefSeq lists its product as uncharacterized. The transcript has 2 exons. Lineage: Eukaryota; Metazoa; Arthropoda; Insecta; Diptera; Culicidae. The coding region runs from base 1 to 2151 and encodes 716 amino acids. The record is from RefSeq and is a predicted model, not a curated record.